Molecule: messenger RNA, 2589 nt
Organism: Spodoptera litura
Lineage: Eukaryota; Metazoa; Arthropoda; Insecta; Lepidoptera; Noctuidae
Source: RefSeq, a predicted model, not a curated record
AAGAAGUCAUAUAAGACAUAUUAUUAUCUAAUAAUAAUUCAGUGUCGAUCAUACCUACUCAGGAUCAGUCACAGGCCUUGAAUUAUACACGUGACAUUAUUGAAAAACAAAUAUUAUCAGAUUGGAUCACUAAGUAAGGUGCCAGUCGAGCUAGAAUCGUACAGAAAUAAUAAAUUAGUGUUUCCGUACGUCAUCAACUUUUGGGUACUGUUUAUAUUUUUUCUUUUUUCAAAAGUAAGUAGGUAGGUGCUAACAAUCCAAAUGGACCGUAACCGCGCACCUAGGUUUUUAUUGCGGACAUCGCUUUGCACUACCGACCAUCUUUUGAACUAUAGUCGACAGCGAGAGAUCGUGUGACUCACACUGGACUGAGCGACUUCUGCUAUGAAAACAUAAGGCAGCUGAAGCCCCAUGCUACACAAUCAUCAUUCAUCCUUAUUGUUUAUUGAUAAUUAUGUUAUGUUUAUGUAGGUCUAGUCAAAGACGUUGAAAUUUUUUCAAUCGCCUUAGUCAGAGUAGAUAGACACUAAACAGUCAUAAAGUUUAUUUCAAUAACGAUUUAACCUUUAGUUGCAACUAAUUUUAUUACAUCUUCUUAAUAAUAAAACAAACAUGCUUGCAAAUAACGUAAGUAAUGAAAGAAAGAAGGUAAAGUAAAAUAUGCUGAUGUCGCAUUAGUCUGCAAGUUUAAUACGGAAUGCUAAAAGUAAAACUAAUAAUUUACGGACUUCAGUAUUUACUUAUUACCAUAGUCGUGUUACAUAUGUUAUUACUGCCCAAUAGUUUACUUAAUAGCAUUGUAAAUACCUAGCUGACGAUAUUUAAGUAUGGCUACGCAAAUAAACAUUUUGUAAUCACGACACGACACGACGAGGCGAACCAGUAUGCAUAUUAGUCUUGUGGACCAGACGUAUUAUAGUACAAACUGAUAAAACAUUUGAUAAGCUUAUCAUUAACCUAUUACGCUUGCUGGUUUAUUAUGUAUAUCUAAUUAAAUGUAAUACAGUUAAAUGGCACUGCAGCUAAAUGACUGUAUUUUUCUCUAACUAUUAUUAAAUAAAAGUGUGCAAAAUGGAGAAAAAGUUGCCGAGGCCAGUAAAUACGUCGUAUUAUAAUACUAAUUAUCAUUAUACAAACGUAAAUAAAGAAGAUGGAAAUAAAAUGCAUGGAUCACGGCGUGUUAUAACAUUUUGCCUGCUCACCACAAUUCUGCCUUCGAUUCUAAUAGUAUUACCUUUAUAUUUGAGGAAUAUUAAAUAUGCUGAUGUUAUGUACAAAAUAUCUGACUCGGAUGUUAUUCAAAUUCAUAAAGGUCAAUCAUCAAUAUUUUGUGAGAAGCAUUCAUUGAAAAUGAACACUACAUUUAGUGCUUUCCAGAUGAAAGGUACCCCUGAAAUAUCCAAUAAGAGAAAGCACAUAAGAUUAAAAAAGUCAAUGACAUUGCUGGAUGACACAUUGGAAUAUUGGGGAUUUUAUUUACUAAAAGGCGCUGCAGUAGAAUUAAAAGCAUGUUCUCAGCACAAAGGUUCUAAAAUUUUAGUUGUUAAAGGGGACAGGAUAUUGAAUACAUGUGGAAUUUUAGAUGGAUAUAAUAGACAAGAAAAAGGUAUCCCAAAAGUAGAACACCAAGGACUUCUCGUGACUUUAGAAAAUCCAGAUAAGAAAAACGAAGAAAAUAAUACUCGAAAACACCUAACACAUAAUAAUGAAGAAAACAAAUUAGAUGGUCAUGAUAGUUCACAAAGUAUAUUACAUACUAAAGGUACAACAGAGAAAAAAUCACAAAUUGUUCAAGAAAGAGCAAAACGGGAUAUAAAAAAUAUACCAUUGCAUAAUCCAAAUACAUUAUUGGAUACUGGUGUUUAUCAUGGAGGGAAUGCUUUCAACAGUACUGUAGAACUAGAGGAACCUGUUUCUAGAUUUGAAAAUACAUUAAAUGAGUGUUUUCAUGAUAUGAUUCUAAUAAAUCGCUUAUUUCCUUUCUCUGUGCAGUGUAACAGCACAAAUUACCUAGAAAACACUACCACUCUUAAAGUUGUUCAUGAAGUACUGCUUGAUGGAUAUUAUUAUUACAUAUUUUAUUCAGACAGUGGUAUUAAUGAUAUUCAUGCAAUUUUUGAUAUUUAUAAGCCAACAUUCCAAUAUGUGAAUAAUUCUGAAUCUAAAGUCUGUGUUAAUAGAACUGAAUGUGAAUUCAACAUAGACUUCUUUAGUGAUGAGUUAGUUAUUGUUGAAAAACCCACUAAAGAAGGCUUGCAAAAUGAAGAAAGUGACUCAUCUAUUCUUGUGUCAGUCUGUCAUCCUCGAAUGUCUAUUUAUAUAUUUUUUCCUAUAUCUGUCAUUUUACUUAUACUACUUUUUGCAUUUUUAUGAUAUUUGUUGAAAAUAUUGUUCCAUUUAAUUUUAGUCAACAUGAACAUUACCAGAAGUGUGAUAUUAAUUUAUUAAGUUUUAUAAGUAGGUAGCUAUGUAGUUGUCUAGUGAUGUUAAUUAUUAUUGAAUGUUGUGAAAUUAUAUUAUAUAAGUACCUCAAGGACUUUACUGUUACAACCAUAGUAAAUAUAAAAUAAAAUAAAAAUAAUAACUUUA